AAAAUCCUUGGUUUAGAUGUAGAUACUUGUCGCCGGAACCGCUCGCCGAUUUAUAAAUAGUUCAUGAGUCACCGUGUCAUGGUAGCCCUCAAACCCAAGUUACACUUCACUUUGUCGUUGUGUCGACGCAUUGUGAAGUUGUCCCGUCGUCAGUCGUGACGAAUUGAUAAUUAUUUUUCAGCGUGGACCUGUGACAACUUCACCUUGUCGCCUUUGACGAGAGGCGCCCCACCUCUCCCCUCCCCUCUUCACUGCUCUCGCUUGGUGGUUACUGUAGUUUGUUGAGUGAAUAUUUGAAAUUCCUGAACAGAUUAUAUGGCAACGAUGACGGAUUCAAGCAUCAGGCCUCUUCGAACACCCAAGACUGUACCGAUAAUUGAUGAUUACGAAAUAUCAAAUACAGUUCUUGGUCUGGGGAUCAAUGGCAAAGUAGUGCAAUGCUAUUCCAAAACUACUAGAGAGAAAUACGCCUUAAAGGUUUUACAUGACAAUGUGAAAGCUCGUCGGGAAGUGGACUUGCAUUGGAGGGCUAGUGGCUGUCGGCAUAUUGUCAAUAUUAUAGAUGUGUAUGAGAACACUUACAGUGGGAAUAAAUGUCUUCUUGUUGUGAUGGAAUGCAUGGAGGGAGGUGAGCUUUUCCAACGAAUUCAAGAAAGACAGGAUGGAGCAUUCACAGAAAGAGAAGCCGCACAGGUCAUGUGGGAAAUUUGCUCUGCUGCCAAAUAUUUGCAUGAUGUCAAUAUUGCUCACAGAGACCUCAAACCUGAAAACCUACUCUAUACCAAACCAGGUGAAGAUGGAGUUUUAAAACUGACUGACUUUGGUUUUGCCAAGGAGACAUUUUCAAAAGACACCCUUCAGACUCCUUGCUACACACCUUACUAUGUUGCUCCAGAAGUUUUAGGACCUGAAAAAUAUGACAAAAGUUGUGACAUUUGGUCACUUGGUGUCAUUAUGUACAUUCUAUUGUGCGGAUUCCCCCCCUUCUACAGCAAUCAUGGCCUUGCAAUUUCGCCGGGAAUGAAGAAGCGUAUUCGGACAGGGCAGUAUGAUUUUCCCAAUCCUGAAUGGCAGAAUGUUUCACCAGAGGCCAAAGACCUUAUUCGUGGAAUGCUGAACAUUGACCCCACAAAACGUUUUACUAUUGAGCAGGUCAUGAGGAAUCGGUGGAUAUCUCAAUACACUGAGGUUCCCCAAACUCCACUUCAUACAGGGCAUAUGUUGCGUGUAGGAGGCGAUAUCUGGCCGGAGGUGCAGGAAGAAAUGACACGCUCACUUGCAACCAUGCGAGUGGAUUAUGAUCAAGUUCAUAUUAAAGAUUUGAACAACUCUAAUAAUGAGCUUCUGAAUAAACGACGCAAACGUGGAGAUGCGCCAUCUGGUUCAACUGCACAAGGGCAUGCUACUGAGCAAGAGGUUCAAUCAUAAACAAUUUUCUUUUCUAUUUAGUGUCUUGAGUCCUUUUCCCUCCAGACUGUUUAUUGUUGUACACAUCUCAGUUACCUAUGUAUGUUGAAUUAACCUUUAAAUGAGUACUUUGUAAAAUGGUGUUGUGCAUGGGAUGGAUUCAUACAAAAAGUACAAGACAUCAUUCACUCACUCUGUCACAGUGGGCUUAAUGAAUGCUAUCAAUAAUGUCAGAAUGAAUCAAUCAAAUUAGUUUAUCAGAUAUACUUAAAAAUUUUGACACCUCUAUUUGGUGGUUGCGUACUUAAAGUACAUAAAUAGAUUUAAAACUGUAUUGUUUGUGUUGGACCACAGUGUUUUGUGCUGUUAGUUGAGGUGUAUGCCAUAGUAGUUCAGGAAGUUCUUUAAGAUAACUAAUUUAGCAGUGGGGGUCUUUGACCACGAUAGUAUUCUUUCCUUUUUUUUUGUUGGAGUGAAUAGCUUAAAUCACAUUUUUAUACAUUUACAUACUGAUUUUCAGAUGAAGUUAGGAAAAGUUGCUAACUUUUUAAAACAACAAAAUUGGUUAGGACUUGUCUCAAAUUUAAGGUGAUCUAUGUAGGUCAAUCAGAAAAGAAUAUGGGAGUGUUUCCAGUUAAUUUUCAUCAUUAUCAUGUUAAAUUUUACUUUGUCUCAUUUGCCCUUGCAUCCAAGGUUGUAUGUAACAUUUAUCUGUUGACGUUUGUCUUUGAAUUAGAUGUCAAUGAAUGUGUACAGUCAUUUAAAAAAGGUCCAGUAGUAGCUGUGGCUAAGAAACUAAGCGGGUUGUCAAUUCCACAUAGUCUUAAUUAAAUAGUUAUCUCGUCUUAAUGCUUCCUAAACCUAAUAUAGAGACUAAACAUGUUUAUAAGUUUGAAACCUUAAAAUUUUGUGCCGUUUGAAAGAUAAUCUUGAUUUCAUGUCUUCUUGUCUACUUCAUAAGUGUUGGCAAUGUAACAAUUUUCCCCUUUGUAAACUCUUACCAGCCAUUGAAUUCGAGAUGAAAUGUGACUUAGGUAGUAAUUGAAACAUUCUGUACACAAUAGAUUGUUUAGGUCCCCAAAGCUUUCUAUUUCUCCUUGUGAGAGUAAUGCACAAGCUGAGAGACAAUGUGAUUAACUAGAGGUAUACCUCAAUGCCUUCUUGUGAUUUUACUUCGUCCUUUUGAAAGAACCAGUUUCUCAUUAAAAAGUUUCAUUGAAAUGCAUAUAAAACUCUAGUAAUAUUGUUAAUAUCUCAAAUGUUUAAUGUUUGUUACUAUCAUUUUCAAACUAUACUACAGUUGUGCAUUGUUAUUUAGGUAAGAUUUUCAAUAGGACAUAAGUUGAGCUACUAAAACAACAAUCAGUUGGUUCUCUAGCCGUGUUUGUGGGCCCUUAGCCCCCUGUGUAGUGAUAGGAGACAAUAAUUUUGUUUGCAAGUCUGUAAAAUCUAUUACACUUGAUUAAUGUCAUUUUUACAUUUUAGUUUUUGUGUGAGUGUGCAUUUGUGUGUGUGUGUGUGUGUGAGAGAGAGUGUGUGUGUUUGUUGCAUUUGUCAGUAAUGUGAAGGACAAGGUUCAUGACAACCUCUAUUACAUUCUGACUCCCUAAAAAUGUAUCUGGAUUUUCCUAGUUACUUGCUAAACCAAACUAGAAAAAAAAUCAAAUGUUCGUCUGUAUUAUGUUGUUCAUUUUACAUAUUUGAAACUUGAAUAGAUUAAUUAGUCCAUCAGAUUGUGUCUGGUGUGCUUUGUAUCAUAACAAUUCUGCUCGGGACUUGACAAAGCAUAAAUUGUGUGAAUGUCUUAGGAACUUUGUGAGAGAUGAUCUGAAAAGCAAGCAAGUGUGGAAGGUAUGUUGUUUUUUUUUAUUUUAUAGUUAAGAAAAAUGAACAAUAAUUAGGAUCAAAGGGUAUUGUCGAAUGUGAUUUUGAAAGAGCUUACUUAUGUCAUACUUUCAUUAAUACUGAAGUUUGCCUUGGGCAAUUGUAAUUUUAUAGAUAUGGAAUUCAUAGUAUUUCAGUUAUCACCUUUGUUUCUUUAUUCUUUUGUAAGAUAUAUUUUGUGUGUAGGUAGCCACUGCGGUUGGCACUUUUCCUGUCUUGCAUUUUAAAAGACUGUUUGAAUUUUCAUGAGACCAUGUGUCUGUAUGUUGUCUAUUCAUCAAUGGGACAUGUUGUCCAAAUUGGUUUUCAUUGUCUUUUUGAUGUCAUGGUGCAUCUCUAUUGUGACUGUAUUACACACAGAUAAGUCACUUUGGGUGUAGCAAAUUUUCUCCAUUUUUCUUGCUCAAUUUGUAAUUUGGUCCAAUUUUUAUUUUAACUGUGGUAACAAAUUACUAAUAAAAAUUUUCAGCUUCCA
Messenger RNA from Thrips palmi, 3766 nucleotides. It is a transcript of the gene MAPk-Ak2, whose product is annotated as MAP kinase-activated protein kinase 2. The transcript is spliced from 8 exons. The record is from RefSeq and is a predicted model, not a curated record. Gene Ontology annotation, molecular function: calcium/calmodulin-dependent protein kinase activity; mitogen-activated protein kinase binding; calmodulin binding. Gene Ontology annotation, cellular component: cytoplasm; nucleus. Lineage: Eukaryota; Metazoa; Arthropoda; Insecta; Thysanoptera; Thripidae. The coding region runs from base 316 to 1428 and encodes 370 amino acids. Gene Ontology annotation, biological process: intracellular signal transduction; protein autophosphorylation; peptidyl-serine phosphorylation.